Molecule: messenger RNA, 1164 nt
Organism: Puccinia graminis f. sp. tritici CRL 75-36-700-3
Lineage: Eukaryota; Fungi; Basidiomycota; Pucciniomycetes; Pucciniales; Pucciniaceae
Exons: 2
Coding region: 1-1164 (387 amino acids)
Source: RefSeq, a predicted model, not a curated record
AUGACCACCCGCUCCUUAAGCCAACCUCAACUCAGCUCACACAGCGCGGCUCAAAAACUCAUCCUCACCAAAGAACCGAAUGCACUCGCCACAUCAACUACCAAAUUCGGGCCCAGUACAUUCCACUCCAGGCGCCAGACAGCAAGAAAUCUUUCCAAUCGCCACCGCCGUAUCGCGCGUCGAGGAAUAUUUCCAGAUAUUUCAAACUUUGCCUCUAAUACAUUUGGCGGCUUCUUUGGAAACUCGAACAAUGGCCUCGCCCCACAGUCUGGGCCGGCCACGCAAAACUCCCGUCAAGUCACAUACCCUCAAGACUCCCAACCUUUUCCAUCGGGUGAUUCGAGGGCUUUGAUGAAUGGCCAACCCAACGCCCCUUUGCCUCAUCCCACGCAACCUCCCAACUCAGCUGGCGGCUCCUCAAAAUCCCCAUCACCUUCAACAACAACAACCACAUCAUUAAAGUCCCAAGCUACGGCUGUGAGCCAUCACUCGCCCUCCAGCGCCACUGAGGCAAGCACAACUUCUGCUGCCUCUGCCGCACCCACAGAUGAACCAGCUCCUCGUUCUGCCCUCGAGCGAUUCGCGGCAUUAUACAAGCCUACAAACCGCUUUGAACCGCUUGCUGUUCUACUCACAAUUGUCUUUAUUUUGGCAUUCUUGGUGACGCUCAUGUCGAUUUUGAAAUGUGUGGCUCACAAGAAACGGUUUGCCAACAAGAAAGAUUACCCCACUGGAUUUCCGUGGGUUGACCCUGCCGGAAGUAAGACAAACAGAACUAGUAGUCGACAAGGUCUGGUUGCCACUAAGAGCUACAUGUCGAAUCGAAAUUCGAUGACCUCGAGCGUCUACUUUUCCAGCGGCCGGCAGCUUGGUCCGGAAGGCGAAUUGACCCCACACCAGGCCGAGUAUCAACUCAACGAGCUUGGAUCGGACGUUUAUGCUAACUAUGCCUGGGCGGCGACGGAAAUGGACCUGGAAAAAAACCUGUCCAGCCCCUCUGAUGAAGGACCGUCAUCGGCGACAACAGAAGAAGGCAAUCACACACCCAAUCAACAACAUGACCGAUGGCACACACAAUCUUUGGAUGACGACCCCCGAUUUACCCGAGGGGGUAAAGGCGAGCUCCUGGAAGAUUCAAAAGUUUUCAAAUUAGAUCAUCCGUGA